AUGAAAAGUAAAUGUACUCCUAACGAAAUUCAAAAUAACAACACUGAGCUCAAAAAGAUAAAUAGUAAGCCAAGAGAAAUAGAAGAUAGAUCAAGAAGGAAUAAUUUAAGAGUUGACGAAGUUAAAGAAGAUGAUAAUGAAAGCUGGUUGGAAAGCGAGUUAAAAGUAAAAACAAUAUUUGACGAAUACUUGGGUAUAAAAAAUGUAAAAAUUGAAAGAGCGCAUAGAGCUGGUAAGGUAGGUAUAAAAGAGCACAGAACAAUUGUUCUGAAAUUAUUGGACUUUAAAGAUAAGGAGGCAAUUUUAAAAAACUCUUCAAAGUUAAAAGGAAAGAACAUUUUUAUAAACGAAGAUUUUUGCACAAAUCGAAUUAGAAAGGAUUUACGAGAGAAAAUGAAAAUUGAAAGACAAUCGGGAAAAUUUGCGUAUAUUUCCUACGACAAGCUUAUUGUACGCGAGUGGAAUGCAAAAAAAAAGUAA
Messenger RNA from Hydra vulgaris (swiftwater hydra), 480 nucleotides. RefSeq lists its product as uncharacterized. Gene Ontology annotation, molecular function: single-stranded RNA binding. The record is from RefSeq and is a predicted model, not a curated record. Gene Ontology annotation, cellular component: ribonucleoprotein complex. Gene Ontology annotation, biological process: retrotransposition. Lineage: Eukaryota; Metazoa; Cnidaria; Hydrozoa; Anthoathecata; Hydridae.